CAAGCACACCCAAGAGAGAGGAAGAGGCCUGCAAGCAUCAUUCUUCCACGGUCAAGGCAAGCUCAAGCAAACAAGAGACUCAAGGAAGAAGAAAGAGUUGUAAAAGUAGGGAAAAACCUUGUGGAUUAAGGAACUUGUCUACGGUGUUCCUAGUGCUUUCACGAAGUUCAAAAAGUCGUCGGAGUUGUCGUCGGAGUUCAACAAAGAUCGCCGGAAUUCAACCGAGAAGGGUAAAACUUCUUAAAGCUCAUUCAAGAUCAAUCGAAGUCAGUUCGGGCGGUCAACAGGCCAUUGACCGUGGAGAAGACAGUGGACCACCACCGGUUUGGGCUAUAACCGGUGUAAGUUCAGUUCGUAUACCAUACGACCGUCCUACCUUGAGCAUCAUGCUCCCACUCCCAAAAUGACGUAGUUUUGAUCAAAUUUAAAAAAAAAAAAAGAAUCGCGUGAACAGUACACGCGUGAACAUUAUUCUUUUUCAUCUCAGUAGCAUGAAUGAUGUAACUUGUGCAUAAUUAGAUGUAACUCGUGUUGCUAUAAAUGUAACUUCAGUUAACAACAUAUGUAACUUGUGCUCUGAAAUGUAACUCAUGUUUAAUGAAAAAAAGGAGUUUAAUUGUCC
Molecule: messenger RNA, 622 nt
Organism: Cuscuta epithymum
Lineage: Eukaryota; Viridiplantae; Streptophyta; Magnoliopsida; Solanales; Convolvulaceae
Source: the annotation of a GenBank genome assembly